Drechmeria coniospora is the source of this 1305-nucleotide messenger RNA. RefSeq lists its product as uncharacterized. The record is from RefSeq and is a predicted model, not a curated record. The coding region runs from base 1 to 1305 and encodes 434 amino acids. Lineage: Eukaryota; Fungi; Ascomycota; Sordariomycetes; Hypocreales; Ophiocordycipitaceae. The transcript is spliced from 3 exons.
AUGCUGGACGACAAGUUGAGUAAUCUCAAAGACAAAGAUGGCAACCCCAGGGGCCAAAAUCUCUUCGUCUCGCGCCUCCAAGUCCCAGAAGGCCACCGCGCCCUUACCCAGGAAGACCUGGUAACAAUUGGCAAGCAAGCGCGGGUAGAGGUAGACGAGCUUGCCAAAAAGAAGAACACUGAUGCUCCGGGAAUGGUCAGCGUCCUCAAGGUUGACAAUGAAAUCUUUAUUGCAGGGUCGAUAAAGAACGCGGCAGGCAACAAGAAUCGCGACCCCCGUCCCCACGACAAGUAUCCGGGAACGGAGAUGACGCACAUCAUCGACCAAUGCGGAGGCCACAGAACGGGCGGAUCCUGCGGCGAGAUUGCUGCACUGGAUCUGUACUACAGGACUCGCGGAGAUGCCAUUAGCAGGCCCAACCCUGCAGACGGGCAAGAGAGCAAAAUCAAUGACCCUCUAAAAAACAGCAUGGUGGUGGCGAUCAACCAGUCCGGCAAGGUCCAAAACCCCUGCGGCAACGGUGGAGCGGGAUGCAAAGCAGUCGUGGAAAGACUGGAAUUGGAUGCAGUCAAAACAAAGGUUAAGGCAGCCACGACUCCCCUCGAUUUCGACAAGUUCAAAAAAUUAUAUGUCCCCGGCUUCGACGAGUACCAGGCCAGACCCGGAACGCCGGAGCGAAAGACGUCCUCGUCAACGUUAAGGUCCAAAAGCAAGGACCCCGAUAGUCCUGAUGCCGAACGAACCAAAAGUGAGCACGAUGGUCCUGAUGCCAAACCACCGUGCAUCCAAAAGCGCAGCGCCUUAGUCUGCAACAACGGGAACGGAAAAAAGACGAACGACGAGAAACAAAAAAAUGAACAAAAAUCAGAGAAUCAAUUAAAUGGCGACAAAUUGAAGGAUCAAACGCCUACGUCAAGCAAAAAUAUAAACAGUACCGAUUACAAGAACCAAGCAAUUGAGAAAUCGAAGUUAAACCUCCUUGGUCGUAUACGCAGUUUCGGGAUGGGCCUUCAAGCUGGUGGUGUGUAUGAGCUUUACAAUCGGGUUUAUGGGCCUGAUGGAUUAGGACCAAAACAAGUAAGAAUGACCAUAAGUUUACUGGAAGCUUAUAGUUUUGCUGCACUUGGAGCUGCUGGCGGGAGUUUCGAUGAACACGGAAACAUUCUUAGAGGUGGUUUUUUCCAGCAUAUAUUAGAUCGGCCCGAUAAUGCUCCUGGUGGGCUUAAUGCGUUUAAUCGCUGGAGUGUCACGAAGCUGACUAGCAGGAAGGCAGUAUGCGCAAAGACUGUAGAAUUUUCGAACUAA